Messenger RNA from Nicotiana tabacum (common tobacco), 2993 nucleotides. Its product is annotated as elongator complex protein 6. The record is from RefSeq and is a predicted model, not a curated record. NCBI's taxonomy places the organism in Eukaryota, Viridiplantae, Streptophyta, Magnoliopsida, Solanales, Solanaceae. Gene Ontology annotation, biological process: tRNA wobble uridine modification. Gene Ontology annotation, cellular component: elongator holoenzyme complex.
AUAGAAAUUUUCAUCCCAAGCAUACACAGACGAACGCCCUCUUACUCUUAACUAAAACCCCUAAAAAAAACCUUGAUUUGAUUUGGGUCCUCUGGGAUUGUGAUUCAAGACAUGGAUAAUUCGCGUCCGAACCUGCUGGAGGAAGCGCUAGUGGAGGAUGGCAUCGGCAGUGUAAAGAUCCAAAAGCGGGGGCGAGUGGUGGUGGUGGAGGAUUGUGUUGAGACCAGCGCCGCUUUCGUGCUCCACCAUUUCCUUAAGCGCUCUCUCCAACCUGACUCCUCUGAUGUCGUCGUUUUCAUCGCCUUUGCCCACCCUUUCUCUCACUACGAACGCAUUCUCCGCAAAAUGGGUUGCAACUUAGCUGUGCAGAGGAAGAAUCAGAGGUUCUUAUUUCUUGACAUGCUUAUACUGGAGUGUCCAGACAGAAAUGGAGGGGAAGCAAAAGAAGAUGGAUUGCUUACAUUGUACGGGGAAAUUGAGAAAGCAGUAGAAAUAUAUUCGUCGCUUGAAGGCAGUAGAACCAUUACAAUUAUGAUUGAUGACGUCUCCCUUAUGGAAGUGGCGGCUAAUGGUUCAUCAAAUCACAUGUUGGAUUUUCUGCACUACUGCUACACUUUGAAAGCAAAAUAUGGCUGUUCCCUUGUUACUCUUAAUCACAAGGAUAUCUAUUCCAGUGCAAAUACACUGCCAUUGAUCUUGCAACUGGAGUACCUUGCGGAUGUGAUAAUCAAGGCAGAACCUUUGGCAACUGGUUUAGCAAGUGACGUGCAUGGGCAGCUGACCGUUUUAAAUAAGGGAAGUGCUUGUGACUUGGGAAGCUCAAAUUCUAAGGUUCGCAAUUUUCACUUUAGGGUCAAGGAAAAUAACGUAGACUACUUCUACCCGGGAACUCAGACUUGAAGAGAUGUCCUGUUCAUUGAAUUUGAACGUUGGCCAACAUAUCAAGUUAAGUAAUUGAUGUCCUAAAGCACUGGCCGAAAAUCUAAGGCGAUUUAAACCUUGUUUCAUCUCUUUGCUGAUUGGUUAGCAUAUGCUAAAGUAAAUUAUAUACCAGCUAUGGAAGACCAAGAAGCGAGGAGCAAACUAUAUUUAUCCGUGAUCGAUGGCAAUUGGCAAAGCCUCCUGACGUGGUUAUCUUGCUAUAAAGGCAUUUAAAACUUAGUAGAAAACAAAUUUUACCUUGCAGUUUUGCCCUUCUUGCCCUUGUAUGUUGAUGCCCCCAUUCAAGUUUAGAGAGUUACUCCUGAGUUUUAUUGAUAUAGGAAUUCAGUUGCUUUCUGUUAUGUUGAACUGCCUCUUUUCUUACGUCAAGCUUUGUAGAGACAAAAUUUUGGUUCUUUACGCCAUUUCAAUGGACUCUACUCAGUUUGGAACUUCUUCAUUUCUCUUAGAAAAUUACUGCACAACUCUUUGAUGAUUUUCAUAUGCUAUGUGAAUGUGAUAAGCUAUGGUGUAUGUUUAAGUGUGUAAGUGAAAACGAGAGAAAGUUUAUGUAAAUUCCCAAUUAUUUAAUUUAUGUACUGUUGACUUCAAAAUACUUUAUACAUUAUUCAAUCACUUCAGCGUCAAAUACAUACCAGAUAAGUCAUUUUUUUUCCCGCCCGAAUUAUCUGGAAAGAGGGAAACAAACGUACUAAUGUUGGCAUAAAUUGUUAGUGUAAAAAUUCUUUAUGUUGGCAAAUACAUGAUGUAAAAUCCUUAGACAAAUCUAUAUAUAUCUAUAAUUGAGGGGCCUAACGUUGUUACGUGGCGCUCCAAUUCAAUAGGGACUGCAAUUAUCUUUUUCUAUGAUUUUUUGCUAUUUUCUCUAAUUUUUCACUAUCAAAAACCAAAAGUCACCCUAAACCAAAAAUAUACAACGCUUCAAAAAUAACUGUUUCUUUUCCUUCCAACAGAUGCUUUACUCUCUCUGUUUCCUUUCCUCCCUCUAUCUCAGUAUUCAUCCUCCUUUAUCUUUCUAUUUUCCUAUUGUUCUUUUCGUUUGCCUUUGUUAAAAUUCUUUAUACUCUUUCUCCUCCCUCUUUUUUAUUCUACACUGCUUUUGCUUCACGCUUGUUGAUUUACUUUAAUUCCUCUACUAAUCUCUAAACUCUUUCCUCACAGUCAUUUCCAAUUUGCGUUUUCCAGUUACUUUCACUUUAAUUUUUAAUUCCCCUCUGACUUUGAUUCACUCCUUUGUCACCAUAACAACUGCUUAUUUUGACGCCCAUGAAGUGUUCGAAAAUAUGCCCAAUACCUUACCCACGGAUUCAGGAAAUGCUGCAAAUUUACUCAACACUUGCCACAUAACAACGGCUUAUGACACCAUGAAGUGCUCGAAAAUAUGCCCUAUAGGUUGACCUUGCCCAUGGAUUCAUGAAAUGCUGCAAAUUUACUCAACAUUUGCCGGUUGAUAGAUGGUAGUUUAAACCAACAAAAGGCCGUGAAAAAAUUCAGUUUGACCUUUCUCCAUUCGUAUUUGAGGUACGCUCCGGAGAUUCUUAACUUAUUUGCUUUUUGCAUAAGGGUGUAAAGAUUCUAAUAUAAAUAACUUUUUCAAAAUUGAUAACUGAGGGUGUGUCCGAUAUGGAGUACAAGAAUUUUGCUUUACUGAUACUUUUAAUGGUAAAAGUGUUCGUCAACGAUGUCUACAAAUGUUGAUUGUAGUUUGCUGAUAUGGAGCUUAAACUAUAUUAGACUGUCAUUAUAACCUCAAAUAUUGGUGUUCAAACUCAAAGCAUUACGAACUGAUUUUCAAAAUAAGAUCGUCUUGACGUAGACACUGAAACACGUAACUUAGAAGGCUAAAGAAAAAAUAAAACUCAAGGUCAGAGAGCAUUAAUGGGAGGUUAUAAAGUUAAUAGUACUCCAAAAUUGCCAAGAACCAAACAAAAUUAACAUAUUUUCCUAUAAAACCUUAUGAUACUGAACUUUUGGUUGAUGCCCUCCUCUGUUAUGCUGUAAUUUUGGUUAGCAAUAUAAGGACUACGCCUCCUAAUGGCGUAAAUUAUAUU